UAACAAUCGACACCAACAAACACACACAUAAACGUCUCAACCAAAAGCUCUAUGACAACUAUAGCUUCCACACAAUUCAUUCAUGAAUUCAUGGAAAACUUCCACUACUCAAGAAGAUUACUCCCGGAGACCGUCAUGGCGCCACCUCCGGCAACAGUCAGAAUUGGCCACGACCCAAUUGAUGAUCUACCAAUUGGAAAUAACGUCAACAGAUUUGAUGCAAAUGUUAUUGUGGUGGUAUUGGCAGUACUUGUAAGUGCCAUAAUUUGUUCACUUGUGUUGAACUCCAUCAUAAAAUGUGCCUUUAGGUGCUCUACCCUAAUAUUGGCAGACUCAUCCUCAAACCAUACAAAUAAUAAAGGGAUCAACAAAAAAGCACUCAAGACAUUUCCAAUUAUAACAUACAGUACUGAAUUGAAACAUCCGGGGCUCGAUUCUGAGUGUGUCAUUUGUUUAUCCGAAUUUGGAAUUGGAGAGAAAAUUAAGGUUCUACCUAAGUGCAACCAUGGAUUUCACGUCAAAUGUAUCGAUAAAUGGCUCAAAUCACAUUCUUCUUGCCCUACUUGCAGGCACUGCCUCAUCGAUACAUGUCAAAAAAUUGUCAACGGUGAUAGUUCUGUUACUACAAAUGCUAUUUUAUCAGCAAGAGUUGAAGAUAUUGUAAUAAGGAUUGAACCUCUCGAACGUGAAGGUGUUAUAUCUAAUUAACAAAUUUAAACUUAGGUAGCAAAACAGGAUUAAUUAGUUAUUAUGUAUGAUGUAUAAAAAUUAGCGAGCUAGCAUGAGGCCAAUGCCAUUGUAGCUUUCGAA
This is a messenger RNA of Capsicum annuum, 810 nucleotides long. Its product is annotated as RING-H2 finger protein ATL78. The record is from RefSeq and is a predicted model, not a curated record. Bases 52 to 708 code for a protein of 218 amino acids. Gene Ontology annotation, biological process: protein ubiquitination. Lineage: Eukaryota; Viridiplantae; Streptophyta; Magnoliopsida; Solanales; Solanaceae. Gene Ontology annotation, molecular function: transferase activity. The transcript has a single exon.